CCAAGCUACAUCGAGCGAUCGAGCUUCAAAAUGCACUAGCGAGGCGCUCCCGACCCCAGUGAGCGGUGUUCCUUUGCUUGCCCACAUCUCGGCUGCCCGGCUGUCCUACCCCGAAUGCAAGAAAUUCGUGCUCUUUGACGACCGCUUCCAACCUUAGGCCAAAAUGAGAAUCACAGCGCGCCUACUUAAGGACAUCGGGAAGAUGUUGGACAAAUACUCCCGCUUCCACCCGUCGCCGCUGUCCAUCAAGCAGUUCAUCGAUUUCGGUGAAAAUGCCUGCGAAAAGACAUCAUUCCUCUUCCUGCGCAAAGAACUGCCAGUGCGGUUGGCCAACAUAAUGAAGGAGAUUCACCUACUGCCAGAGAAUUUGCUGAGUAUGCCUUCUGUGGAACUUGUGAGAAGCUGGUAUGAACGGAGCUUUCAGGAAAUACUGGAAUUUGAAAAUGCUGGGAGCGACGAUCAAAAAGCCAUGACAAAGUUUUGUGAGGCACUGAUCAAGAUUAGGAAUCGCCACUCGAACGUCGUUCAGACCAUGGCCCAAGGAGUGAUUGAGCUGAAGGAGUCACACGAACCAGACCCAAAGACAGAGCACAGCAUACAGUACUUCCUGGAUCGCUUCUACAUGAACAGGAUCUCUAUCAGAAUGCUCAUAAACCAACACACUUCCUUGUUUGGAAACGAGAACAACACUCACCCUCGUCACAUUGGUUCCAUCGACCGUAACUGCAAUGUUGCGAGUAUAGUUGAAGAUGCUUAUGAAAAUGCAAAGUUCCUAUGCGACCAGUAUUAUCUCACAUCUCCUGGCCUCAUAGUUGAACAAUGUGAUGUGAUAGCUCCAAAUGCUGCCAUCUGUAUAGACUACGUACCAUCACAUUUGUAUCACAUGCUGUUCGAGCUCUUCAAGAACUCCAUGAGAGCAGUGGUUGAGUACCACGGGACCGAAACAGAAUCCAAUGACUUGCCUCCGCUGACCGUGCUCAUUGCUCGCGGACGAGAAGACCUCACCAUUAAGCUGUGUGACAAAGGCGGAGGCAUCCCACGGUCAUGCACAGAGCUGCUGUUUCAGUACAUGUACUCCACCGCUCCACAGCCCUCAGCUUCGGGACUCAACUCUGCACCUCUGGCUGGCUACGGCUAUGGCUUGCCCCUGUCUCGGCUAUAUGCCCGCUACUUUCGUGGGGACCUGAUCCUAACAUCCUGCGAAGGGUACGGAACUGAUGCCCUCAUAUACCUCAAGGCACUGAGCAAUGAGGCUAAUGAAAUGCUGCCCGUGUUCAACAAGACAUCAAGCAAGCAUUACAGCUCGGCAGUGGGUGCCAGCGACUGGAUUGCACCACCUCCACCAGCACCGGCCGCACCCUCGCCCCAGGGCCUUCGUCACAUUUCCAACUUGCCCUUCAAUGUCGCCAAACAGUCGGUACUUGCACGCAAGUUCUCCCAGCAGCACAAAAACAAAAACUUGUGAACAAGCAGAGAGCUGUCAUGGGUUGUUCUACAAAUUAGUCUGCGACUGUAAAUACAUUUUUUUAGGACUGUACUCUUUCAUUACUUUGUGUGAAAAAAAAACAGUGUGACCACAGUGUAUCCUCCGCAUGUCUUUUUUUUUUCUUCUUUAUAUCAAUGUCGUGCAUUUUGGUUAUACAGGGUGAAAAUGCUAAGUGUUCAUCCUUAUGUAACAUGGAAACUCAAGGUCUGUUUGUAGAUGUGUUAAAGUACAAUGCGCUUGUCAUGCAAAGGUCAAUGACGAAGUACUAUGUGCUGGUUGUCACGUGUGAUAAGUUUUUAUCAUUGCUUGCAAUGAAGAAUUGAAUGUGAAUGUCUUGCAUAUAUUCACAAGGCCUCUCAUGUACAUAAACUUUAUAGGACGGCUGGAGAUUUGCUCCUGCUUUAACGAAUGGAAUGCCUCUGUGAUUAUGAGUAUGAAAUGAUUAAUACCUUGUGAAACUUUUCUUCUGUUCAUUUCCAUACUGCUUAUUUUAUGGGUAUUCAAAUUGAAAAUGGAUACAGAUACCCAAGUCAUAUAAUGGGAAACAUUGGCCUAUGGAACCAAGUCACAAGAAACAAAAUGUGAAAAAACUUAUGCGCGAUUUUUACAAAAUAUGUCUGAUGGGGUAUAUCGCUGAUGUGCAUGCAGGACACGGAGAUGUUGAAGACACAGCGAAAUACCAUGAGCUGCGCAGUACAUACAAAUGCACCAAUCAGUUCUUUUGACCAAUGAGUAAAGAUUGACAUACCUUUAACUGGUUUGACAGCGGUUAAUUCUAUUUGCCCUUUCAUUAAACCAUGUUGCAGUAAUUACAGAAAAAGGUUACAUUUUUCUGGUAAGCACUUUGUUACCCACACAGACUGAAUGAAUGAGAGAGAGUAAGCUAAACAAUUUAGAAAGAUUAUGAAUUUUCUAUACACUUAGGUUCCGGGCAGAGAGCUUACAGUAAAGCCCCAUAAAUUGUGUGAACUAUAGAGCCAGUAGGCAGGGUGCAUUUCCACCUGCAUUCUACUAUAUUCAACACUGUUUGCUGUUGUAUACACUGCGUGGCAUGGCUUGUUUUGCAACAAGUGCAGCAGCAACACUGCAGAACAGACAAGAAAAAAUGGUGCAAAAAAUUUGUAAAAAAAAAAUGAAUACCUCUUGGAACUCAAUAUAGUACAUCAUUUGAAUUGUACCAGGCAAUGCUGUGCAAGCCACAAAGUACAAUAUUAAUGUUCUAUCAUAUUACAUGAUGCAUGCCCAUAUCUUUUUCAUGUGUAACACACUAUUCUGUGGUUGCAAACGUGAACUGCGAGAGCAGUCUCUCUAGCUUUCAUAGCAGUGCCUGCUGUUUCAAAUUGAGUGCAGACUGGAUUAUUUUAAAGACUAAAUUUGAGAACUUCUGCUCAUCAGUAUUGCACUGUUCCUGUUAGCCAUGCACCUUGAGCUACGCAGAACACUCGCAUUGUGGUUUUCUAGUUUGUUACUGCAGUCCAAGGCCACUUCAAACAAUGUAAUCUCCUUUCCCGAGAAUUAAACAGACUGUUUUACAACUAUGUGUAACACCCUUAUACCCGACACUUCAUAGAUGUUUGUGUCAAUAUAAAAAAAUGCAAGACUGAAAAGCGACAAGAUGCGACGUACCUGCAAAUUUUAUCUUGCACUGUGCGGGUUGCAUUUGGACUUGCCACCCGGUGUUUGAAAAGAUUGAAAUAAAGAUGUCAUUGGUUUGUUUAGCCA
This is a messenger RNA of Rhipicephalus sanguineus (brown dog tick), 3208 nucleotides long. It is a transcript of the gene Pdk, whose product is annotated as pyruvate dehydrogenase (acetyl-transferring) kinase, mitochondrial. Gene Ontology annotation, biological process: protein phosphorylation; regulation of glucose metabolic process. The transcript has 12 exons. Gene Ontology annotation, cellular component: mitochondrion. The record is from RefSeq and is a predicted model, not a curated record. NCBI's taxonomy places the organism in Eukaryota, Metazoa, Arthropoda, Arachnida, Ixodida, Ixodidae. Bases 164 to 1465 code for a protein of 433 amino acids. Gene Ontology annotation, molecular function: pyruvate dehydrogenase (acetyl-transferring) kinase activity.